CAAAGGGCGGGAAGGAGAGUCUCGCUGUAACGUCAGGCACCUUAAAGUUACCGAGGGCGACCCAGACAAAUUGAGGGAACUGGACGCUGCCCUUUCAUAGAAGAUAAGAAAGAGGGUUAUCUGCAUCAUAGGAUUAAACUUUAAGCAAGAGAAAUAGCAGAAUGGGAUCGACCAUAGAUGACACCUUCCGCAUCCUCAUAGCUACAGACAAUCAUCUUGGCUAUGCAGAAAAGGACCCUGAAAGAGGAAAUGACAGCUUUGAAACUUUUGAGGAAAUUCUGAAACUGGCAGUAGAACAACAGGUGGACUUCAUCUUGCUUGGUGGUGACUUGUUUCAUGAGAAUAAACCUUCCAGGCAGUGUCUCGUGAAAUGCAUGGAGCUCCUCCGCAAGUAUACUUUUGGAGACAAGCCUGUUUGCUUUGAAUACAUAAGUGAUCCAACUGAGAACUUCAAGAAUUCCAAGAACCCAAUGGUCAACUUUCAUGACCCAAAUCUCAAUGUCUCUAUUCCUGUGUUUUCAAUUCACGGCAACCACGAUGAUCCUUCAGGUAGGCCUUUUAAGGAAACAGAUUAUAACAGGUUUAAAUUUAAAAAAAAAGGGAAAGAACUGGAAAAGUGGGUUUCCAAAAGGGGUUAUAGCAUAGAAUGAAACUUGGCAGCAGUGAACUGUCAUUGUUUGCAAAUGAAAGAAAGAUUCUUGAUUGUAUUUUGCUAUUUGCUUAAUGAGAAGAGAGAGAUAUGAAUAUGCAAAAAGAAUGAUUAAGGCCAUGUUUCAUAUAAUCUUUUCUUUGAAGAGAAUGAUAAUGUGUGUGUGGUCCACCAGAACCAUGCAAAACAUGGCAUGACCAAUUACCUCCCAGAAGCUUUCCUGGAUCCUUUUCUUCAUCUUGUCAUCUGGGGUCAUGAGCAUGAAUGUCUUAUUCAGCCUCGCCUUAGUGCUGAUAAUUCGUUCCAUGUUGUACAACCAGGAAGUUCAGUUGUGACUUCAUUUUGUGCUGGUGAGGCUGUUGAAAAGCAUGUUGCUCUUCUUGAGGUGAAUAAUAAGCAGUUGUUUAAUGUAACCCCUCUCAAGCUAGAGACUGUCCGGCCAUUUGUAUUUGAUGAUGUCUGCUUAGCUGAUCAAGAUCUGGAUUAUGUAAUUGGAAACAAAGAAACCAACCCAGUAGAGGAGUUUAUUGAGGAACACAUCCAUGGUAUGAUUAAGAAGGCCAAAGAACAACUCACAGGUCAUCCCAAACAACCCAAAAAGCCUCUUAUCCGUCUACGAGUUGUAUACACAGAUGAGUCUCAGAUGUUCAACACGACUCGAUUUGGCCACAAAUUUACAGAUGAUGUAGCAAAUCCCAAUGAAAUGAUCUUAUUCAAAAAGCAGCGCAGGGAAAUUAAGAAAAAUGAAACUGACAUUGAUAAGGAGGCCAUGAAUGCAGUUUUUGCUGGAGAAGAUGUUGCAGAGUCAAGAGUUGAGGAUCUUGUGCAGCAAUAUUUUUCAGAGCUGUCAGAUCAGAAACCGAAGCUAUUCUUGCUUUCAGAACGGGGGGUCUCAAAGGGGGUAAACGCCUUUGUCGAGAAAGAUGACAGAGAUGCCAUCAGUACUGUUUUUAAGCACCAAGUUAAGAAGACUGUGGAUCACAUUUUAUCCCAAGAGGCAGAUAUUGAUGAGGAAAAUAUUGUGGAUGCAAUUAUCACCUAUCGAGAAGAAAGAUUGUCGAAGACUAAUCCUCAGUUAGAGGAACAAGAGGCACAAGCAGCCUUAAGUAGUACAACAAGAGAAAGAAGAAAAGUUAGUGAUGAAGAUGAUGAUGCGAUGGAUGACCUUGACAUGGAUGAUGACUUCAGCCCUCCACCAGCUAGAGGAAGAGGAUCGCGAGGAGGUCGGGGACGGGGCAGUAGAGGGUCCCGGGCCAGGGGCACUAGCUCAUCAGCAAGCACCACUAAGACAUCAAGCAGAAAUCAGUUGUCUUUGAUUGGUGAUGGUUCUCCUAAAGUAUCAGAAUCUUCAACCAGGGCACGAGCAUCACGAGGAAGAGGAAGGGGAAUGACAAGAAAUCAGAGUAUCAUGGAAUCAUUUUCUCGGGCCAGAACUGCUGCUUCAAGUCGUAAAGGAAUUGUCUAUGACAGUGAUGAUGAUUAGAGCAAUUCCAAUUAAUGAAGUAUUCUUAUUGAUUAUAUUAAUAUUUCAUGACAAAGUAAUAUUUUAUAAUCGUUGUCUUUUCCACAUAUGUAUUACAUAAGCUUCAAGAGAUUUUGUUUUUGAACUUUAUACUUUUACAGAAAAUGGGCCUCUUUUUUUGUACAUAUAUAUUUUUUUAUUAUGAUUUACUUAGAUUGCUAUUGUCAUUGGAUAUCCCAUAGUGCAGCACAAGACAUGAAUUGUACUACUUUUGUCUGAUGUACUUUUUCCGCUGACAAAGUAUAAUAUAAUACCUGUCAUCUCUGCAUCUAUAUAUGGCAAAUCUUCCAUCAUGUUUCAUCAUUUGUACAACAGCCAAAUGCAGGAAAAGAAUUGUGUCUUCUAUUUUGCAUAAUUUCUUAUAUUCUAUGAAUCUCUAAUUUCACUUUACUCUUCUCUCUUUCUAAUUUCCUUCUUUUCAUUCUCCUCAUAUCCUCUUUCUCUUUAUGGCAUUUUGUUAUUGUAAUAAUUUCUGAAACAAUGUUAUUGGUUAUAUAUGUCUGUUACUUCCAUAAGUAUGGUAUUUGAACAUAUUGUUGUCCUCAUUAAUAGAAUUUGAAUUUAUCAUGGUAGUUGAUGUAAAUGAUAAGUCACAGAGAUGCUCAGAAAUGUGGAAGAAAAAAAUAAAUUUAUUUGAAUAUUACUCAUGAUUGUAUCAGUUAUCUCUUGAUUUUUUAGUAAUUCAAAGUGGACAGCCAUCUAAUUGUAAACUAAUUGAUACAUAGACAAAUCAAAGUGAAAAGAAAGUUAUAUAAAUGCAUAAUAAAAUGAAUGAAUGUGACCUGGUGUCUAUACUACA
Molecule: messenger RNA, 2970 nt
Organism: Penaeus indicus
Lineage: Eukaryota; Metazoa; Arthropoda; Malacostraca; Decapoda; Penaeidae
Gene: mre11
Product: double-strand break repair protein MRE11-like
Exons: 15
Biological process (GO): telomere maintenance; mitotic G2 DNA damage checkpoint signaling; mitotic intra-S DNA damage checkpoint signaling
Cellular component (GO): site of double-strand break; nucleus; Mre11 complex
Molecular function (GO): manganese ion binding; single-stranded DNA endonuclease activity; 3'-5'-DNA exonuclease activity
Source: RefSeq, a predicted model, not a curated record